UUCUCAACCUUCACCCAAUACAUUUCUUUUCUAAUUUUACACUGCUUUAAAUUUUCCUCAUUCGCUGCUAAAAAUGUCUCUUAGUAGUAGGAUGGAGGUUGCUGUAGAAACCAGCGUUCCUGCUGAAAAGUUUCAUGAUAUUUUCAGUACCAGUACAAUAACCCAAUUAUCCUCCAUGAGUCCUGCUAAGGUCCAAGCUGUUCAUCUCCUUAAAGGUGAAUGGGAGAAACCUGGCUGUACUAUCAGUUGGAAUUUUUAUAUCGAUGGAGCCCCUACGGCGGCCAAGGUUAUGGAAGACAUAGAUAACACAAAACUAUCGACCACCUUCAAUGUGAUUGAAGGAGAUUUAAUGGGGGCUUAUAAGAGUUUCAAAGCCAUCGUUCAAGCUACUCCUAAAGGUCAUGGCAGCGUGGUGCGUUGGACAAUGAUAUAUGAGAAGCUGAGUGAAAAUAUUCCAGCUCCAACAGCAUUUGUCGACUUUGCAGUCGAUUUAACCAAAGAUAUUAAUGCUCACAUGACCCAAGCACAGGCAUGAUUACAGUAUCUAUUUUCUGCUCUAUAUAUUACUAAUAUAAUAAGUUCGAGUGUGGUUUUGUUGUAUGAAUAAGAAAGAGAGACUGAAAUUUGAUGGAAGAAAAGCUUCUCCAUCUGCAUGCACUAUAAGCAUGUUUAUGUACAGGCUCACCAAAUCUAUGUAUGUGUGGGUCUCAGUCUUGAUCUUUAUGCCAAUCUUAUGUUGUAAUAUUAAGGGAUAUCUUGGUGUCGACGUUUAAGGACAUGUGUGAUUUAAUAAAUAGAUAUUGGUAUUAAAUAUAA
This is a messenger RNA of Populus nigra (black poplar), 816 nucleotides long. Its product is annotated as MLP-like protein 28. The record is from RefSeq and is a predicted model, not a curated record. Gene Ontology annotation, biological process: defense response. The transcript has 2 exons. Bases 74 to 535 code for a protein of 153 amino acids. NCBI's taxonomy places the organism in Eukaryota, Viridiplantae, Streptophyta, Magnoliopsida, Malpighiales, Salicaceae.